GACAGUCAGUCCAAUACAACAGAUGCGUGGAAAUUUUUUUGAAACGGAAUGUAUUUUUUUUUUUUUUGGUUAAAAUAUAGCAUAAUUGUGUUUUUUAGUUUAUAGACUAUAUUUGCGGGUAGUCGUUUUAUUAUUAUUGUUAAUAAUAACAUGCAAGUUAGUUAACUGAUAAUAAUAAUAAUAGUGAGCGGAAGCUGUGAGCGGAAUAGUUUACCCGAGACUUGAUGAUGUGAGUUGGCCGAUUUAUCGGUUUAAUUAGUGAAUCGUGAGCCGUGUGUGUCCCUCCGAGAUGCCCAGCAGUGGUGCAGCAGUGAAGGUGAAGAGGAGCAGGCGCCGCAGCAGAGCUCCGAGAGAAGAUCCGGCGAGAAACGAGCUCAUCUCCAUCUCGGUCCAGAGCGCACAGCAGUGUCUCCUCCAGCACGAUUACGGCACCGCGUUCGUCCACUUCCUCCUGGCCCUCAACCUCGCUCCGACUCUGAAAGAUCUGGCGAGAGAUUCCUUCAGGUUCACGGUUCUGAAGUGGGCAGACGAGCUGGACGGAGUCGGUCGCAUCCAGGAGCUUUUCGACUGCUACGAGCAAGCGCUGGAGCUCUUCCCGAAAGAUGAGGUGAUCAUCAACAGCAUGGGCGAGCAUCUUUUCAGGAUGGGAUUCAGGGACGAGGCCGCGGCGCAUUUCUAUAAAGCCUUGAAACUGAAGCCGGAUUUCCCCGAAGCCAAGGAGAACUUCUACAGGGUGGCGAACUGGCUGGUGGAGCGCUGGCAUUUCCUCAUGCUUAAUGACAACGGGCGAAAUCGCAAGUACCAGCUUGCCAUUCAGAGGGCGGUGCAGGAUGGGUGUAGAACCGUUCUGGAUAUCGGGACAGGAACGGGCAUCCUCGGGAUGUGUGCGAAGAAAGCGGGUGCGAACGAGGUGUACGCCUGCGAGCUGUCUAAGACCAUGUACGAGCUGGCGUGCGAGGUGGUCUCGGCCAACGGCAUGGCCGAUAGCAUCAAGAUCCUCCACAAGAAAUCGCUGGAGAUGGAAAUCCCCAGAGACAUUCCCAACAGGGUGUCCUUGGUUGUCACGGAAACGGUGGAUGCUGGACUGCUCGGGGAGGGAAUCGUUGAGAGUUUGAUUCACGCCUGGAAGCAUUUGCUCUUACCACCUCCUGGAAGUAGCCAGAACGCUGAAGAUGUCCCACUGUCCAGUCCUUCCCAGACGGGUCGAGUCAUACCUGCCGGCGCCACAGUGUUCGCAAUGGCCCUGGAGUGCCACGAGAUCCGCAGACACCACAGACUGUGUGCGAGUGCAGUAGGGGGACUGGAUCUGGCUGCAGCAGGACACAUCUGCAGUCCCGUGAGGUAUUCGGGAGACGCAGAUGAGGCGGCAGAGCCGUACACCACUGAGAGACUGAGCCGUCUGCCCGGAGGCUUCACUGCCCUCACAGAGCCCUGCAGGGUGAUGGAUAUAGACUUCAACAACCCACAGGAGCUGGAAGGUCUGUGUCUGAGGGAGGCGGCUCGGUUGCGUAUCCAGGUGAUCCAGGAAGGAGACGUUGACGCUCUGGCCGUGUGGUUUCAGCUACACUUGGAUCAAGAGAACAGCAUCUCGACUGGCCCGGACGAAGACACGUGCUGGGAGCAGGCCAUCUACCCAGUCCCUUCUCACUACAGAGUGAAGUGCAGUGAUGAACUGCUGGUAGAAGUUUCCUGCAGAGACGCUUACCUGAGAGUAUCCUGCGCUGGGGUAAUGAGCAGCAGCCAAAAGCUCCACAUUGGCAGCAUGGAUGAAGCUGCUGCCGCUGCUGAAGUUCCUUCAAAAACUGAACUGGAGCUCUGCAGUGCUCUGGCCGGCCUCCAGACGCACCAUGACCUUCCAGCGCAAUCAUUUACGUUGGAGUGUUCUGAAAUCACUCUUCUCAACAACAUCUAUUAUCAUGAGUGCUUCGGGAAAGCAAUGUCCAAACUUUUGUCCUCCUUCGAGUCACGUGGAUCAGAAGUCAAAGAGGAAUUUUCCUCCUCCUCCUCAGGGCCACUCUUUGUGUUGGAUGUCUCGGAGGGUUUCUCGGUGCUCUCACUGAUGGCAGCGCGAUUAGGGCCCGUGCGAGCCUACAGCUCCGUGGAGAAGCAACACCACCGGGCUCUUCUGCAGCUCUUGGCCCGGGAAAAUGGAGUACACGAGGAUGCGCUGGAGUUCUGGCUCGGCCACGUGGAGGACGACUCGGCCGUGCUACAGAGACCCGACUCGGAAAAGCUGUGGAGCGCCAUCGUGCUGGACUGCGUGGAGAUUUGUGGUUUGCUCAGGCAAAACCUCAUGGAGAAGGCCACCUUAGCUAGUUGUCUCCUGGAGGAAGGCGGCCGCAUUUUCCCUGAGCGCAUCGUGAUCCACGGCAUGCUGGUGGAAUCGGACACGCUGCUCCAGGAGAGCGCUGUGCAGGGAACAGAACCCACGCUCGGCUUCAACAUCGCGCCCUUCAUCAACCAGUUCACUGUACCCGUUCACGUGUUUUUGGACCUGUCCACGCUGGAGUGCACACACCUCAGCGAUCCAGCCGAGAUGUUCGUCCUCGACCUCAUGAACAGCAACAACAACUACACGAGCAGAGACGUCCGGGUUCGAGUGAACGUCUCGGGCAAGGUCACAGCCAUCCCCUUCUGGUAUCACAUCUACCUGGACUCCGAUGUGUGCGUCAGCACGUUCAGGCCGGAUUCACACUGGAAGCAGGUGGCCGUGAUCCUGCAGUGCCCCCUGGUGGUGAACGCGGGUGACUGGGUCAGGCUGAGCGUCCAGUUCCACAAGAGCAGCAUUUCCAUCGCAGCCAUCAGAGAGGAAGAGACUGCAGAUCAUUAAGGGAAAAGCUUGUGCACUUGAUAAAGUAAUUCUGGAUUUCACUUUACAUCUUUGAUAGAAACUCGGUAAAGGAAGCGGCGUCUCUUAAAGGAGCGGCGCGUCAUUUUUACAGCCCUUUUUCGCCAACGUGAUGUAAAACUGCAAUGCAAACACUGACGCAUUUCCCUUUCCUUGAGUUUAAGGAAAAGGGGUGGAGCUAAAUUCAGGGGCAAGGAAAAUGCAUACUGUGUGUGUGUAUAUAUAUAUAUAUAUAUAUAUAUAAAAAGCUUGAAAUGAAGACGCAUGCUACGUUCAUUAUGAUACGCUCCGAGUCUUCUGUUGAGUUUUUUUUUUUUUUUUUUUUAUUUCUAAUGUACAGUGGCCUGGAAGUGUCACAAACCAAAAAUAUACUGGACAAACAAGAUCAGACCUGAAAACGGAAAGGGGAGGUCCUUAAUAAUUGCUCGUGUUUAAAGUAAGAGGAAAUCCGAGUCAAAUUCUACUGAUGCUUUUAUUCAGGUUUAUUUUUAAAAUCAUCAAGGGCAUAUAUGAUUAUAGAUGUAAAGUCAACUCCGAUCUGCAUGCGAUUAUACUUUAAGGACCGCCCCUUUCGGUUCACGUUGGCGUGUUUUUUGCACCUCCAUGCCAUCGUGGUAAUGUUUUGUAACCCUCAGAAGUAGUGGGAUCAUUAAACAACCAAGCACCCUGA
Messenger RNA from Neoarius graeffei (lesser salmon catfish), 3518 nucleotides. RefSeq names its product protein arginine methyltransferase 9 (gene prmt9). The coding region runs from base 290 to 2830 and encodes 846 amino acids. Gene Ontology annotation, molecular function: protein-arginine omega-N monomethyltransferase activity; protein binding. NCBI's taxonomy places the organism in Eukaryota, Metazoa, Chordata, Actinopteri, Siluriformes, Ariidae. The transcript is spliced from 12 exons. The record is from RefSeq and is a predicted model, not a curated record. Gene Ontology annotation, biological process: peptidyl-arginine methylation.